AUGCGACCAAUCCUGCGGGUGCUAGUCCCUAGAAGGCUUUCAAUUGCAGUCGUUGCAAUAGUCUUUAUAGCCUAUAACCAUUUCUCUGACGGCGUCCUGAGUGACAACCUCUUUCGCCCCCCAGCGAUCCCUGAUGAUCCACCAGGCGCAUUGGAUAAUCACCCCGUGGUAAAACUACACCAACAGGCACAGCAAGAUUUCAAAGCCCUCCUCGCCCGGCAGUCGAGAAACCCCGACGAUGCUGAGACUGAAUACAGACGGCGCUAUCGCAGAGAACCGCCUGCCGGCUUUCGCCAGUGGGUUGCCCAUGCCCUUGCCAACGGAUCACCCAUUAUUGACGACUUUGACAUAAUCGCCGAGAGUGUCCACCCCUUUCUAAAGUACAGUGCCCAGCAGGUUAACCAGAGCGUCCAUGAUGCCCAGCAGCAGAGCAAGACUAAAUCCACCUCUAUAUGCAAGUUUUCAGCCGGAAGGUUCGGGAGCGGAUGUCGAGCUUGGAGCGAGCCUCUUACCAGACUGUUGGGUGAUGCGCACAGGUUCCUUCCAGAUCUCGAGCUGUACAUCAACUUUCUCGACGAACCUUCGGUACUGUUAGGCACAGAAGCAGCUACACGGGACGAAGGCGGUGCAGACGAGACUCGGGAAAAGCCCAUGUGGACGGAUCUCUCUCACCAAUCAAUAGCCAUGGCCGUGUCCGAGGCGUGCCGGGAACGAGGGGAUGAGUUUCCCCAAAUAAAGACGGCGCCGCCACAUGAUAUCAUGCUCGACAGCUCCAGCCUCCCCUCUGGAAAAGAAUUUGUCUGGAACCCAAAGAUGCAGAAGAACCUUUGCCAAAAUGCCGAGUAUGCCUCCCAGCACGGCCUCGUCAUGUGCCCAGCGACACUACAGCGGCUUUCGUCCCAAGUCCCGCUGAUUUCCCGCGCGGCCCCUUACCCCUUCUCCGACGUCCUCUUCCCCGCCACCCAUUACUCUCUCAAAUCAAGCCUAUACAGCUCGUGGUCGGACCGAUCCUGGGGCGCCAAGAAGAACGCCGUCUACUGGGCCGGAUCCUCGACGGGGGGACACUGGACCGCCGACACGUGGGUCAACGGCCACCGCCAGCGGCUCGUCGCCCUUGCCACGGGCAGAGCCAAGACCUCCACCGGCGGCACGGUCGACACGUCGCGCCUCGACGUCGCCUUGACCCGCAUCGUCGGCUGCGAGCCCCCUAAAGUCUGCGACGCCAUGUCUCGCUUCUUCUCGACCGGGAGUCGCGGGCGUCGGGACCCAGAAGACCGCGCGCUGCGCUACCGGUUCGCGCUCGACGUGGACGGCAACAGCUUCAGCGGCCGCUUCUACCGGCUGCUGGCGUCGCGCGGCGUCCCGCUCAAGAUGACCAUCUUUCGCGAGUGGCACGACGACCGCCUGCGGGCCUGGGUGCACUACGUGCCCGUCAGCGUCGGCAUGGAGGAGCUGCCCGAGCUGGUGCGGUUCUUGACCUCAACGGCGACGGGUCAGCGGGUGUCGAGGAGCAUAGCCGACGCCGGGAGGGAGUGGUACCAGCGUGCCGUGUCGCCCAGGCAUCAGGGCAUCUACCUGUAUAGGCUUAUGCUGGAGAUGGCCAGGGUGCAAGAUGAGUUGCGGGAAGCGGGGUGA
This is a messenger RNA of Pyricularia grisea, 1635 nucleotides long. RefSeq lists its product as uncharacterized. NCBI's taxonomy places the organism in Eukaryota, Fungi, Ascomycota, Sordariomycetes, Magnaporthales, Pyriculariaceae. The record is from RefSeq and is a predicted model, not a curated record. The coding region runs from base 1 to 1635 and encodes 544 amino acids. The transcript has a single exon.